AGUUUCCAUGCAGUGAUGUCUGCAGCUCCCAACAUGGAACUUACGAAUGAGCAACCAGCUCUGCCAGAAAUUCCAGCCCCAGUCUUUGACCGUGAACCUGUUCAAGAAGAAAAGGGAAGGAAAAGAACCAGAUCAUCGGAGGCAAAAAAGCCAGAGCCAAAAAAAACCGCUAGAACCCCCAGAGCAGCCAAGGCAGCAAAAUCCAGAGGGAAACAAGAAAAAAUUACAGACACUUUCAAAGCGAAAAGGAAAGUGGAUCGUUUUAAUGGGGUCUCAGAAGCUGAACUUCUGACUAAGACCCUGCCUGAUAUUUUGACCUUCGACCUGGACAUGGUCAUUAUUGGCAUAAACCCAGGACUGAUGGCAGCUUACAAAGGGCAUCAUUACCCGGGACCUGGAAACCAUUUUUGGAAGUGUCUCUUCAUGUCUGGGCUGAGUGAAGUCCAGUUAAAUCAUAUGGAUGACCAUACUUUGCCAGUAAAGUAUGGGAUCGGCUUUACAAAUAUGGUUGAAAGGACCACCCCAGGAAGCAAGGAUCUUUCCAGUAAAGAGUUUCGAGAAGGAGGGCGCAUUUUGUUGCAGAAAUUACAGAAGUACCAACCUCGAAUAGCGGUUUUCAAUGGAAAAUGUAUUUAUGAAAUUUUUAGUAAAGAAGUCUUUGGAGUAAAAGUUAAGAAGUUGGAAUUUGGGCUUCAGCCCCAUAAGGUCCCAGGCACAGAAACCCUCUGCUUUGUCAUGCCGUCAUCCAGCGCAAGAUGUGCUCAGUUCCCGCGGGCACAAGAUAAAGUGCACUAUUACAUCAAACUAAGGUAUUUGAGAGAUCAGCUGAAGGGCGUGGUACCAAACUCGGACGUGCAGGAGGUGCAAUACUCAUUUGAUUUGCAGCUCGCCCAAGAGGAUGCAAAGCAGAUAGCUGUUAAGGAAGAAAAAUAUGAUCCGGGCUACGAGGCAGCGUAUGGAGGCCCUUACUGUGGAAGGGCGUGUGACGCUGAGCAGCCGUGUGCCUUCUCUUUGGACGUGAGAGGAAGAAAUAACGCCGCCUUAGGUGGAGAACCAACUUUCGGCGACAUUUCAAGCGAUCAGUGGAUGACACAGUUAUUCACAGAUCGGAUUUUGCCUUCCAUCAGUCCCUUUGGGACCCUAGAGCAAGAUGGCGUGUGA
Molecule: messenger RNA, 1161 nt
Organism: Dromiciops gliroides (monito del monte)
Lineage: Eukaryota; Metazoa; Chordata; Mammalia; Microbiotheria; Microbiotheriidae
Product: G/T mismatch-specific thymine DNA glycosylase-like
Exons: 1
Coding region: 16-1161 (381 amino acids)
Biological process (GO): base-excision repair, AP site formation
Cellular component (GO): nucleus
Molecular function (GO): mismatch base pair DNA N-glycosylase activity
Source: RefSeq, a predicted model, not a curated record